GGAAUAAAAGAGAUAUGUCCCUUCCGCGCCACCAUAUAUGUGACCUACAUACUGGGUAAACCUACACAGGCCUGUAAUUUACAAGAAGUAAGACCACCUUAGACUCGACCGCCAAUGGGUAGGCUGGGGUGUUAAUAUGAACAUGAAACCAAAGAAAAAGCGGAAAAUCUUCACCCCUAAGCGCCUAAACGAUGUGUUUAUUAAGACACUGCUACUCAGGUUGAACCUUGUGAAUAGUUUUCGUGGUUCUUUUUUCGCGCCUUGGUGAAGUACCUGCCUAAGACACCUCCAAUAUUGACCUCUUCCUCAUACCAAACGCUUCGCUGUAGACAACAAGGCCGCGAUCUCAUCGAAACCAUUCGACCCACGUCUUGUCAGUCUGGAAGGUGAAGUGUACACAGCCAAUCGGGUUUUAAGCCUUCCAUCACAUUCUGGAUAAAGUCUUGGAUUCUGACACACCCGUGCAAUCGUCAAUUUUUGGGGGAGAGUCAGUUGGGACCUCCAUGGCCGAAUAUUAGCGGCGCAAUGACCCAGGCGCCUCCAACCAAUUGGUCGCUGUGAGUUCAAGUGCAGUCCAUGCUUCGGUCAAUCCCGUGUGUGUCAAGACCCUGAUUUGGAUGUUCACCUGAGAAAGCUUGGGUAUUCAUUGGCACUUCCGGCCAUUCUUACCCACGUCAAAGAUUUGCACGUCUUCUGUAAAACCCUCUUCUUGAGUGGUGUGGUAACGAAAGAGGAACUUGACAAGUUUUUCCCCACCAGUCGACAGAAGGUGGCGUGUUUUCUCAUGAAUAAGGACGAGAAAGCCGUGUUCAAUUGUCUGGCUAAUCCAACCUUGACGGCAAAGGCAGAGAGCAUGAAAAAGAAAGCUUACAACUAUGUGGUAAACGUUGUGUUAGACCCUCCACAAAGACCACCAGACCCAAGCAGUGUGGGGAGGUACGCUCUGAUCGGUCUGGCCUCGGUCGGUGUGGGAAUAGCUGCCAUAGUGUCCGCACCGUUUGUGAUAGCAGCUGCUGGCUUUGGCAGUGGUGGGAUUGGCGCUGGCUCAUUUGCCGCCUGGUUCAUGUCCACGUAUGGUGGUGCCGUCUCCGCCGGAAGCCUGUGCGCCCUGCUCCAGUCAGCUGGAGCAGCCGGACUGGCAGCAUCCACAACCGCCGGGAUCGGGGCCGCAGGCACUGGCGCUUUCUUCGGAAUUCUGUCCGGAAUUGUGGCGAUUAACAAAAAGUUUAAGAAGAAAAGCGAAAGCCAGGGGUUUAGGGAUAACCUGUGAGGAUAACCUACGACGAUGUUUAGUUAAUGUGGCUGUACUGUGGUUGUGACAUUACAGAGAUGUUUAGGCAGCUGGCCGCACCGUGGCUGUGACCUUACAGAUAUGUUAAGGCGACGUGACUGCACCGUAGCUGUGACCUUACAAAGAUGUUAAGGCGACCUGGCGGCACCGUAGCUGUGACAUUACGGAGAUGUUAAGGCGACCUGUAUUUUUUUUGUAGAUAAAUGCUGAUUAAAUAGUUUCGCAUGAGGAUUUCAGCGGUGAGGCUAAGCCUGGGCAAUCAUACGUGCGUCGCAGAUGAUCUGAAGGUCAAGCUUGUCUAAUGUUGGCAGUAAUAGCGAGGGUAGAGAGCGGCACAUGCGCUGUAAGGAGUAAGGCACGCCCACUGCACAUCACUUUAAUCAUAAAUGAACCUGCCAACUUAUAUGUGUCCACAUGUAUACAGCGGCUUGAGGUCAGUGAGAAAACCGUUGAUUACUAUAGCAGUUUUGAACCAACCAAGUUCAUACUUAUACAGCAUUUUGACGUCAGCGAGAGGACGAUUGUGAAUGAUUUUUGUCACCCUACGUUAUAUCUUGGAUUUCCAGGCACGUCACACCUGUCCGUUUGAACAAGAUAUCCUGAAAAGUUUCGGGCGAUCAAGUUCACAUUUACACUUAUGCCUGAGAUCAGCAAAAGAACGGUUUUCUUUACCUUGCGUAAUUCAGUGUUGAUGUUGUCGGCCAUCUUGGAUUUAAUUGACUGUUUGGCUUUAGGAAUGGCUGUAUGGCUUAUAAUAGCAUUGUGGAGGGAGCUUUUGAAAAUCCUUUUAAUGGUUUAUUUUAUGGAUUUUAAGGUGUGAUUUUAAAAUGGAGAAUAUAA
Liolophura sinensis is the source of this 2131-nucleotide messenger RNA. RefSeq names its product interferon alpha-inducible protein 27-like protein 2. The transcript has 6 exons. Gene Ontology annotation, cellular component: membrane. The record is from RefSeq and is a predicted model, not a curated record. Bases 785 to 1270 code for a protein of 161 amino acids. NCBI's taxonomy places the organism in Eukaryota, Metazoa, Mollusca, Polyplacophora, Chitonida, Chitonidae.